Molecule: messenger RNA, 5206 nt
Organism: Pleuronectes platessa (European plaice)
Lineage: Eukaryota; Metazoa; Chordata; Actinopteri; Pleuronectiformes; Pleuronectidae
Gene: aass
Product: aminoadipate-semialdehyde synthase
Exons: 24
Coding region: 150-2945 (931 amino acids)
Cellular component (GO): cytoplasm
Molecular function (GO): saccharopine dehydrogenase activity
Source: RefSeq, a predicted model, not a curated record
AAGCGGAUCAGUGGUUGCUGAGCCACAGAAGUUGCAGCUCGUCUCACCUCAGGGUGACACUCCGGUGUUGUGGGAGAACCGUCGCUGCAUUUCCUCGUCAGGAGCCGGCGUGUUGAACAGAGGCAGGUCAGAAAGGACAGGGUGAGAAAAUGUUCAGACUCCUCAGUCACCGAAGCAAGAGGCUGCCGAGCUGCCUCACAAGCCAGCGGCGCUAUGAGCACCACAGGGCCGUCAUGGCCAUCCGCCGGGAAGAUAUCAAUCCCUGGGAGAGGAGGGCGCCGCUGGCCCCUCGCCACGUCAAGGAGCUGACCAAUGCUGGCGUCAAAGUCCUAGUCCAACCCUGCAACAGCAGAGCUAUUCAUGAGAAGUACUACUCGAAGGCCGGGGCCAUGAUUCAGGAGGACAUCUCGGAGGCGUCGCUUAUAAUCGGAGUGAAGAGGCCGUCUGAGGACAAGGUCAUUGAGAGGAAGACGUACGCCUUUUUCUCCCACACUAUCAAGGCCCAGGAGGCCAACAUGGGGCUCCUGGGCGAUUUACUGAAGAAGGAGGUUCGUCUUAUUGACUAUGAGAAGAUGGUCGAUGCUAACGGCUACCGGAUAGUCGCAUUUGGCCAGUGGGCGGGUGUUGCAGGAAUGAUCAACAUUUUGCAUGGAUUGGGGCUGCGCUACCUGGCUCUUGGCCACCACACUCCCUUUAUGCACAUUGGCAUGGCUCAUAACUACAGGAACGUCAGCCAGGCCGUCCAGGCAGUGAGGGAUUGUGGUUAUGAGAUCUCCAUGGGCCUAAUGCCCAAAUCCAUCGGUCCUGUCACGUUUUGUUUCACCGGAACCGGAAAUGUCUCCAAGGGAGCCCAAGACAUCAUCAAUGAGCUUCCAGUUGAAUAUGUCGAACCUCAUGAGUUGAAGGACGUCUCAGAGACUGGAGAUAUGUCAAGAGUUUACGCCACUGUUCUGAGCCGACACCACCACCUGAUGAGGAAGAGCGACGGCAUCUACGACCCAUUGGAGUAUGAGAUCCACCCGGAGCUGUACACCUCCCACUUCAGAACCAGCGUGGCGCCGUACACAACCUGUCUGAUCAACGGUAUUUACUGGGACCCUCACACCCCACGACUGCUCAGGCGCCUGGAUGCCCAGAAACUGAUGCGAGCUCCCAAAACCUUGUCUGCAGCCAUCGGCGGAUCACCACGGCUGCCACACAAGCUGCUGGCAAUCUGUGAUAUAUCAGCUGACCUGGGAGGCUCUAUAGAGUUCAUGACUGAAUGCACCACCAUUGAUAGGCCUUUCUGUAUGUACGAUGCUGACCAGCACAUAGACCACGACAGUGUGGAGGGAAACGGUGUCCUCAUGUGCUCCAUUGACAAUCUUCCUGCUCAGCUCCCCAUCGAAGCCACAGAGUACUUUGGAGACCGCCUCUUCCCUUACAUCUGGGAGAUGCUGCCAUCAGAUGCCACCAGACCUUUGGAGGAAGAAGAAUUCAGCCCACAAAUCAGAGACGCUGUCAUCACCUCAAACGGAGCACUCACCCCAAAGUUUGAAUACAUUGAAAAACUUCGAGAAAGAAGGGAGAAGGCUCAGAUCCUGAACAAACCUGGGAUGAAGCGAGUUCUGCUGUUGGGUUCAGGAUACGUCACUGGACCCGUUGUUGAGUACCUGACUCGCAAUGAGAUGAUCCAGGUCACUGUGGCGUCGAUGCUGCUGAAGCAGGCGGAGGCGCUGGCAGCCAAAUAUCCCAACGUCAUCCCCAUCACGCUGGAUGCCAGCAGCCAGGAAGGACACCUCGACUCUCUGAUCAAAGAUCAUGACUUGGUCAUCAGCAUGCUGCCGUACACCCUCCACCCGCUCAUCGCCAAACACUGCAUCAAGAGGAAGGUAAACCUGGUGACCGCCAGCUACCUGAGUCCUGCCAUGAAGGAGCUGCAGAGCAGUGCGGAGGCGGCGGGCGUCACCAUAGUGAAUGAGAUGGGACUGGACCCGGGUAUCGACCACAUGCUGGCCAUGGAGUGUAUCGACACGGCCAAAGCCGAAGGCUGCACGGUGGAGUUCUACAGCUCUUUCUGUGGUGGUCUUCCUGCUCCGGAAUGUUCAGACAAUCCUCUCCGCUACAAGUUCAGCUGGAGUCCGUACGGCGUCCUCCUCAACACCAUCAGCCCUGCCGUCUUCCUCAAAGACAACCAGGAGGUGAGCAUCCCGGCUGGCGGCUCUCUGAUGGACUCCACCAUGCCACUGGAUAUCUUUCCUGGUUUCAACCUGGAGGGAUUUCCCAAUCGUAACAGCACCAUAUAUGCAGAGUCGUACGGCAUUCAGACCGCACACACACUGAUCAGAGGAACCCUGCGCUUCAAGGGCUUCUCCAAGGCUAUGAGUGGUUUUGUCAAACUGGGUCUGAUAAACAGCGAGCCCUGUCCCAUCUUGCAGCCCACUUCAUCUCCCGUUUCCUGGAAAGAGCUGCUCUGUAAGCAGAUCGGAUUGUCCUCUUCUCUGUCCCAGGCGGCCUUUGAAGAAGCCGUAUAUGAACACAUCGAAAAGGAUGAUUUCAGAAUGGACAGCCUGAGAUGGUUUGGGAUGCUGAGCGACGAGGCAGUGCCUCAGGCCGACAGCGUUCUGGCUGCUCUGACAAAACAUCUGGAGGCCAAGCUCUCAUUCAAUAAGGGUGAGCGAGACAUGAUCAUCUUGAGGAACGACGUGGGGGUUCGCCACCCGACUGGGGAGCUGGAGACCAAACACGUCAGCCUGGUGGUUUAUGGUGACCCUAAUGGUUUCUCUGCCAUGGCUAAGACUGUAGGAUACCCAGCAGCCAUAGCUGCUCGCAUGGUUCUCGACGGCGAAAUCAACACGAAGGGUCUGGUUGCUCCGAUGACAAAGGACGUCUAUGGGCCGAUCUUGGACCGACUGAGGCAAGAAGGACUGCGCUUCAUGUCCAAAAGCACCUUGGAGGAGGAGUAGAAGCUAACUAAAGAGAACCAAUAACUCCCUGUAAAUCCUGUCCAGCACAAAUACUGUAUAAAAUCCACAUUCUAUCUGUUGCCUUUACAACAACUUUAUCAAAACAUGAUCUUAAGACAGAGUCAAACUCACCGGCCUGAAAGGGGGGGGGGCUCUGAUAAGAUAAAUAUUAGUCAUUUUUGUAUGUAUAUAUAUAAAAUGGUAAAAGGUGAAAAAUGUUUUGAUAACCAAAAUUAACUUUGAGGAUUAUGUUUUUUCAAACCUACACACACACACACACACACACACACACACACACACACACACACACACACACACACACACACACACACACACACACACACACUAUUGUGUUAAAAUGAAACUUUGACUAUAUAGUAAUCUUAAUAUAAACUUCCCUAGUUUGGCUGAAUUUGCUCUGUUUCAGAGAAAAGUUCUUCUGUGAAGAUGAAUAAAAAGUUCACUCAUCAAAAAAAAUAAUUUGCAUAAUAAAUUUAAAGCAUUUAAAAGCAAAUACAUUUCCUAAUUGUCCAAAGUACAACUGAAGACACUAGGUCUGCCUGGGAUUUAAAACUACUUUUCCCAAAGACUAAAAAUGUUGCUUUUGGCAUCAGUCAUAAAAAAGUCAUGUCAUACAAAGCAUACUUGUUGUCACCUAUAAAAAAAAACAGCAAAGCAUUAAAAUGUUCAGAGGGCAAUGGGAGCAAUGCUUCCUACUUUUCUUAACCUUGUGCAAUCAAAGUUGUGUGAAGUGUCAGUCAGAAAUUAACAAAACUUUCAAAGGUUUCCAUGGUAACUGUCUUCUUUUCCUGUCAACAAAAUGUCUGUGACUACUGGUUUCUUUAUGAAUUAAAAACAACAACAAACAUAGCUUGAUGCUUCUCUCACUUAAAACGCAUUAACUCAAACAAGAAACUACAUCUUAAAUACUUGUAACAAACACUAAGGGGAAAAUGCAAAAGCAGAUGUUUCCUCUGAAGGUAUCCACAUUAAGUUCCUUUUCAAACUAGGGGCAUGAAUAAUAAAAGCCAAAUACUUUCCCUUGUAUGUUCCACAUUAAAACUAUACAACAUUUCUUAAUGAAAUUGUUUCACAAUAGGUCAUUCCCUAAAAAAAAGGUAUGACUUGAUAGUGAUCCUGUCAUCCCCCUUACACCACUGCAUGUAUCACACACAUUCGAGGAUGUCAGUGGGACACUCCUGCAGGGGAGGAUAAUGCAGCAUCUGAACAGGACCAAUCAGGUUCCUAUUGACACAAAGCAGCUUCUGGUAAUUUGUUUUAUGGCCUAAACUACUAGGAUGCGAUGGGCCAAUACCUUAAUGUGCAUGCAAAUAAUCUAUUCAACCAUUAACUGUUGACACAGUUUGGAUGCUUUCAGCAGUUUGUCUGAAUAUUAUAUUCGGCAUUCACAAACAAAAUGAUAAACUAAUUUUUCUAUCCAGAUAAUGGACCUUUGUGCCUGGACAGGUGAAAGAUACAUCUACAUGUUCGAAGGGUUAACAUGGAGCCCUGGUACAACUCAACAGCAGACCCACCUUUAUUAUAACAGUCUGCUAACAUGCAAUCACAUCUGCUUUUUAAAGCGAGUGGUAGAUGGCAAUCUGCUGGUUUAGUGCAUGUUACACCCAAAACAAGCACCCAUCACAUACUGCAUCCUUUUUUUAACCAUUUUCAUUUAACAAAAGUAUUACCUGAAAGUAACAUAUUUAGCUUAUCUUGACCUAUAGAGAUAUAUUAUGAUUGACUUGAUAACUGAAACAUGAUCAGUAACAGCUAAACUUGGCCUCUGCUGAGCUCAGCGGUCCGUUUGAAUCGUUGUUCAAGAGGGAAGUCUGUAUUUGUGUCCCCGGACUAAUGAGUAGUGUCUGCUGAGUAAUAUUUAUUUUAUUUGGACGGGGGGUGUGGUCACAUUCUAAACGUUUUUUCACAUGCUUGAAACGAUGUACCUGAGAUAUAUUUUUUCCAAUAAUAUAUCAAUAAUAUUCCAUAUAUGAAGUACAUAUGAGGGCCAUAGUGAUAUUUUAAACACCAGUGUAUUGUUUGAUAUUUUGGUUGAUAUGUAGGUUUGGGUCUGAGCAACACAAAGACUUUUGGUCACUUUUUGGUUUUGUUGUUCCGGUAAAUAUUGGAUUUGACAUUGAUGAAAAUCUUUAUUUAAUAUUACAAGCACCCAUUCAUUUAUAAAAGCUUUUUUUUGAUAGCACAUUUUGGAUUUAUUAACAUAUCAAAAUGUUCACAUGAAUAAAAAAUCGUUCUAGGAA